Molecule: messenger RNA, 509 nt
Organism: Cylicocyclus nassatus
Lineage: Eukaryota; Metazoa; Nematoda; Chromadorea; Rhabditida; Strongylidae
Source: the annotation of a GenBank genome assembly
UUUUUUACAAAUUCAUGGUUUCAAGCGGUGCUUCAAAUGUAGGCGUAUUCUUGUAUUUGGCGAAGUCCACGGCUGCUGUUGACGUCAUACGAGCAAUACUACAUCCUCAGACUUUUGAGGAUUCAUUGUGUAUUUAUGUUGUUGCUGUAUUUCUCGGUGGAUGGAUUAUUUUGUUGACGUUCGUCUUCUCCUAUUGGCUGUAUUUUCGUGCUCCUAUACCCAACUAUACUUACGAGUUGGUGACUGUUAGUAAUGUGCAAUCAGCUGGAAGAGACACAAUAUCAACCUCGGAGUGUCAGGACCAAGCUGCAGGCGGUUCAGCUCGUGGCAGUACUAGCGAUGGACGUUCGCUAAAGAGCAAAGAACCAUCGGAGCUGGCACGUACCAGCAAAGAGUUAUCCCAGAAGUACCAUACUCCUGAGCUUUUCGCCUAUGGUGAAGCACCAACACAACAGGUUUCGGUAAUGGAAGAUAAGGUAGUUGCCCAAGAAGGAUAAAAAAAGAAGAGA